UCUGAAUUUGUACGUCAUCAAUUUGCCUACAACGAAAACGCCUACUGCAGCGGUUUACUGGGAGGUGGUGUCCAUUUUAUUUACAACACUAAAUAUUACGUUUCUUAUAUUUUACUGGCGUUAAACCCUUUAAAGAGGGGUCUCCCGAGAUGAGCAGUUCAGAGGAAGUGUCAUGGAUCUCCUGGUUCUGUGGACUGAGGGGAAACGAGUUUUUCUGUGAGGUGGAUGAGGACUACAUCCAGGACAAGUUCAACCUGACUGGGCUCAAUGAGCAGGUUCCCCACUACCGCCAGGCCCUGGACAUGAUCCUGGACCUAGAACCAGGUCAGCCCAACUCCAGAACCAUCUCUACUGCACUCGGAAAUGAGGAGCUGGAGGACAACCCCAACCAGAGUGACCUCAUAGAGCAGGCAGCGGAGAUGCUUUACGGGCUGAUCCACGCACGAUACAUCCUCACCAACAGGGGCAUUGCUCAGAUGUUGGAGAAGUAUCAACAGGGGGACUUUGGCUACUGCCCCCGCGUCUAUUGUGAGAACCAGCCCAUGCUGCCCAUUGGUCUGUCAGAUAUCCCAGGCGAGGCUAUGGUGAAGCUGUAUUGCCCUAAGUGUAUGGACGUGUACACGCCCAAGUCCUCCCGGCACCACCACACAGACGGGGCCUACUUUGGCACUGGAUUCCCCCACAUGCUCUUCAUGGUGCACCCCGAGUACAGGCCCAAGAGGCCCGCCAACCAGUUUGUGCCUAGGCUUUAUGGAUUCAAGAUUCACCCCAUGGCCUACCAGCUCCAGCUGCAAGCAGCCUCCAGCUUCAAGAGCCCUGUCAAAGCCAUCCGCUAAUGCCCAGAGAGAAAGAGAAGGGAGAGAAGAUGAUGAUUGCGGGGACGGGUCAGCUGCACCAAGCUCCAUACAGAUGCCUCCUCCCCAUACUGCAGAUGUUAUUAUUUUGUUUAGGUUAGGACGUUUAAAUGUGAGCGAGACAAACGCACAGGUUCUAAUCCCAAACCCACACACACACACACACACUUAGAAUUACAUGCAUCUGUUACCAAACUCACCAGUGCCAAAACAGAAAAGGUGGAGGGAAAGAAAGUCCAUGGAUGUUAUUGGAUUUGACGCUACUGUUUCCUUUUGUGAUAUUACCCCAUUUUGCUCCGAUGGUGAACUCUCGCCAUGUUCUGUUUGUUUUCUGUUCUGUCUUUGGCACGGUUUGGUAAAGGGUCGUGGUAGACCGUCACCACUGGUUGAAUAGCAAUCCCUGCUCUACCCCCAUACGCAUGUACACUGGCUGGCUCUCACAGAGACUGCUUGGUCGAUGAUAAGGACAAAAUCUGUCACUAAGGGUGUUGCCGUUUCACCUGCUCCUGUAAACCAUUGUUUUACCAAGUCACACACUCAGGCUUGUGUCACUCUUUUAUUGUGUGACACUCACUGAGGCCAGUGUGUCAAAGUGGUUAUUCACAAUAGUGUUCUGUUAAAUUUGCCUUAAACAGAGACGCACGGGCGCUGUGAUUUGUGGUUUACAGGAAGUGCGAGUCUAGGACACAUUAUAGCUUUGAAUUUGUAUAUGUGCGACAUAGGAUAGACACAAAUAAACCUGAAAUGAAUUAAAUGUUCUAGAAUGACCCAGAAAAGACAUAC
Oncorhynchus mykiss (rainbow trout) is the source of this 1637-nucleotide messenger RNA. Its product is annotated as casein kinase II subunit beta. Lineage: Eukaryota; Metazoa; Chordata; Actinopteri; Salmoniformes; Salmonidae. Gene Ontology annotation, cellular component: protein kinase CK2 complex; cytoplasm. Gene Ontology annotation, molecular function: protein kinase regulator activity. The record is from RefSeq and is a predicted model, not a curated record.